Molecule: messenger RNA, 1834 nt
Organism: Gorilla gorilla gorilla (western lowland gorilla)
Lineage: Eukaryota; Metazoa; Chordata; Mammalia; Primates; Hominidae
Gene: APOBEC3G
Product: apolipoprotein B mRNA editing enzyme catalytic subunit 3G
Exons: 8
Coding region: 356-1510 (384 amino acids)
Biological process (GO): negative regulation of single stranded viral RNA replication via double stranded DNA intermediate; DNA cytosine deamination; defense response to virus
Cellular component (GO): cytoplasm; nucleus; P-body
Molecular function (GO): RNA binding; zinc ion binding; cytidine deaminase activity
Source: RefSeq, a predicted model, not a curated record
GUGCUCUGCUGGCUCAGCCUGGUGUGGACCCACCUCCCGGGCGCUGGCUGCAAUGACUUUCUCUUUCCCUUUGCAAUUGCCUUGGGUCCUGCCGCACAGAGCGGCCUGUCUUUAUCAGAGGUCCCUCUGCCAGGGGGAGGGCCCCAGAGAAAACCAGAAAGAGGGUGAGAGACUGAGGAAGAUAAAGCAUCCCAGGGCCUCCUACAUCAGCGCCUGAGCAGGAAGGGGGAGGGGCCAUGACUCACCGGGCCCUGGGAGGUCACUUUAGGACGGCUCCUAAAACCAGAAGCCUGGAGCAGAAAGUGAAACCCUGGUGCUCCAGACAAAGAUCUUAGUCGGGACUAGCCGGCCAAGGAUGACGCCUCAGUUCAGAAACACAGUGGAGCGAAUGUAUCGAGACACAUUCUCCUACAACUUUAAUAAUAGACCCAUCCUUUCUCGUCGGAAUACCGUCUGGCUGUGCUAUGAAGUGAAAACAAAGGAUCCCUCAAGGCCCCCUUUGGACGCAAAGAUCUUUCGAGGCCAGGUGUAUUCCGAACUUAAGUACCACCCAGAGAUGAGAUUCUUCCACUGGUUCAGCAAGUGGAGGAAGCUGCAUCGUGACCAGGAGUAUGAGGUCACCUGGUACAUAUCCUGGAGCCCCUGCACAAAGUGUACAAGGAAUGUGGCCACAUUCCUGGCCGAGGACCCGAAGGUUACCCUGACCAUCUUUGUUGCCCGCCUCUACUACUUCUGGGACCAAGAUUACCAGGAGGCGCUUCGCAGCCUGUGUCAGAAAAGAGACGGUCCGCGUGCCACCAUGAAGAUCAUGAAUUAUGACGAAUUUCAGCACUGUUGGAGCAAGUUCGUGUACAGCCAAAGAGAGCUAUUUGAGCCUUGGAAUAAUCUGCCUAAAUAUUAUAUGUUACUGCACAUCAUGCUGGGGGAGAUUCUCAGACACUCGAUGGAUCCACCCACAUUCACGUCCAACUUUAACAAUGAACAUUGGGUCAGAGGACGGCAUGAGACUUACCUGUGUUAUGAGGUGGAGCGCCUGCACAAUGACACCUGGGUCCUGCUGAACCAGCGCAGGGGCUUUCUAUGCAACCAGGCUCCACAUAAACACGGUUUCCUUGAAGGCCGCCAUGCAGAGCUGUGCUUCCUGGACGUGAUUCCCUUUUGGAAGCUGGACCUGCACCAGGACUACAGGGUUACCUGCUUCACCUCCUGGAGCCCCUGCUUCAGCUGUGCCCAGGAAAUGGCUAAAUUCAUUUCAAAUAAGAAACACGUGAGCCUGUGCAUCUUCGCUGCCCGCAUCUAUGAUGAUCAAGGAAGAUGUCAGGAGGGGCUGCGCACCCUGGCCGAGGCUGGGGCCAAAAUUUCAAUAAUGACAUACAGUGAAUUUAAGCACUGCUGGGACACCUUCGUGGACCACCAGGGAUGUCCCUUCCAGCCCUGGGAUGGACUAGAGGAGCACAGCCAAGCCCUGAGUGGGAGGCUGCAGGCCAUUCUCCAGAAUCAGGGAAACUGAAGGAUGGGCCUCAGUCUCUAAGGAAGGCAGAGACCUGGGUUGAGCAGCAGAAUAAAAGAUCUUCUUCCAAGAAAUGCAAACAGGCUGUUCACCACCAUCUCCAGCUGAUCACAGACACCAGCAAAGCAAUGCACUCCUGACCAAGUAGAUUCUUUUAAAAAUUAGAGUGCAUUACUUUUAAUCAAAAAUUUAUUUAUGUUUCAAGAAUAAAGUACUAAGAUUGUGCUCAAUAUACUCAGAAAAGUUUCAAACCUACUAAUCCAGUGACAAUUUGAAUCGGUUUUAUAAGUAGAGGAAUAAAAUGAAAUACUAAAUCUUUCUGUA